This is a messenger RNA of Saprolegnia parasitica CBS 223.65, 684 nucleotides long. RefSeq lists its product as hypothetical. The annotation marks the transcript as partial. NCBI's taxonomy places the organism in Eukaryota, Oomycota, Saprolegniomycetes, Saprolegniales, Saprolegniaceae. The transcript has a single exon. The record is from RefSeq and is a predicted model, not a curated record.
AGCUUAUGCUUGCUGGGCCUGUUGCAGCGGCGGCUGCGCUAUUGUCGCGUCCAUCUCGAGGAGAAAGUCCUGCAGCGCGUCAUACACCGUGGCGCAUUUCGGGACGAUGUGGCCUUGCUGGUGCACGUGGCGUGUGACGAGGCCUGGCGUCGCGGCCUCAAAGAGCGCGGCGAGCUGCUCCGACUUGGCAGCCGACACGACGCGGUCGUUGAUGCCAUAGGCGUGGAACGACGCGACGGUCGGGACGAGGCCGCUGGCGAAGAUGGACGCGACGUCGCGCGGGUCACAGUAGCCGCCAAGAAAGACCGCCACGGACGGCGCCCACCCGAGCUCGUGCUUGGCAAAGUUGGAGCAGAGCCACGAGGCGAGGACGGCACCUUGGGAGAAGCCAAGGACGCCGUCGAACGGCCCGUCGCGUUCCAUGGCGUCGCCGACGUAGCGCAAGAGAUGGGCGCGGUCGGCCAUCGCGAGCGGUUGCGCCGGGUCCCACCAGGCCUUGAAGCCUGUCGUGUCCACUUGCUUGCUCGAGGUCGCGACUACCUUGGGCACAAGGUUGAUGGGGCCAUCGAGGAAGGCAAGCUCCACGCCAUGCAUGCCGAGAUGCGCGGUCUUGGAGCGGAAGAUGCAGCUGCGCUGGUACAUUCCAUGGAGACACAGAAGCUUCAUGCUGGCCGGAAUCCGUGA